Planococcus citri (citrus mealybug) is the source of this 2198-nucleotide messenger RNA. Its product is annotated as maltase 2-like. NCBI's taxonomy places the organism in Eukaryota, Metazoa, Arthropoda, Insecta, Hemiptera, Pseudococcidae. Gene Ontology annotation, biological process: carbohydrate metabolic process. Bases 72 to 1898 code for a protein of 608 amino acids. The record is from RefSeq and is a predicted model, not a curated record. The transcript is spliced from 10 exons.
AUUUUUCUAAACCAUAACAUUCGACUGAAUUCAUUUCCUUUCGCGUUUUGAAAAGCGGUCGGCGUUCAAACAUGUUGUGGAAGGUACCAAUUUUAUUUGUACUCUUGGUGCUCAUCGGGGCCGAAAACAACGAAAAUCCGCAAUUGGAUUGGUGGCAGACGAGUGUCAUUUAUCAGAUAUAUCCUAGAUCGUUCAAAGAUAGUAAUACAGAUGGUAUUGGCGAUUUAAAAGGAAUCGAAGAGCAAGCCAGCUACUUCAAAGAUACAGGAAUCGGCGCAGUAUGGCUCUCACCAAUCAAUAAAUCACCAAUGAUCGAUAUGGGAUACGAUAUAUCCGAUUUUACCGCCAUCGAUCCGAUCUUCGGCACAAUGGAAGACUUCGUCUCGUUACAGAAGAAAUUGGAUUCGUUAGGAAUCAAGCUGAUCCUGGAUUUUGUACCGAAUCACUCGAGUGACCAGCACGAAUGGUUCAAAAAAUCCGUCAAAAAAGUCGAUCCGUAUACAAACUACUAUGUUUGGAGGGAUCCGAAAGGCUGGCUCAAUGAAACUGCUCCGGCACCUCCUAAUAACUGGGUAAGCUUAUUCGGCGGAUCAGCUUGGAAAUACAACGAAGAAAGAAAACAGUUCUAUUUACACCAAUUUGGCGAAGUACAACCAGAUCUGAACUAUCGUAGCAAAGAGCUGGUGGAAGAGAUGAAGAAUGUAUUGAAAUUCUGGUUAGACAAAGGAGUUCACGGUAUUCGUACAGACUCCGUUCCCUACCUAGUCGAAGAUGAAAAGUUCCUAGAUGAGCCUCCCUACAAUAAAACAUCUGCUGUACGAUUAAUUGGCAAAAAAGAUUAUGACGCAUUAGGCCAUAUCUACACUAAAGAUCAACCAGAAUCCUUGAAAAUUUUGCGUCAAUUCAGAGAAGUGCUGGAUUCGUACACGCAAAAAGGAGGUCCAACAAGAUUGCUCCUAACUGAAGCAUACACAGAUAUCAAACAUACGAUCGAAUCUUACGGUACUCAAGAGAGUCCAAUAGCUCAAAUUCCAUUCAACUUCUACCUACUAACAGAACUAAAUGACUCAUCUAAUGCCAAAGCUUUCAACGAUACAAUUCAUUUAUGGCUAGACAAUAUGCCCAAGGGUAGGUGGCCCAACUGGGUGAUUGGAAACCACGAUAAUUCAAGAGUAUCCACUCGAUUCGAACCUAGCGCCGUUGAUGGAAUAAAUAUGCUAGUCCAAUUACUACCAGGUACUGCGAUCACAUAUCAAGGCGAAGAAAUUGGAAUGGAGGAUACCAAAGUUAGACAAGACCAAUCUUCAGACAUAGAAUCACCUUCCAGAGAUCCGGAACGAACACCUUUCCAAUGGAGUUCUUCGCCUCAUGCUGGUUUCUCAACUAUAAGCGGCAACACGUGGCUGCCAGUCAAUCCAAAUUAUUACACUUUGAAUCUCGAAGCCCAGAAAAAGGAUCCUAAAAGUCAUUACAACAUUUACAAAACAUUAGUCAAACUCAGAUCAAAUCCAGUACUUCAGCAUGGAGAUACCAACACCUAUGUUGUAUCCGAGAGAGUUUUUGCCUUCAAAAGAAGUAUACCCGAAGAAGAAAUGUACAUCAUUAUACUGAACCUGAAUAACGAAGGAGAACACGUUAAUUUGAAUACUUGUAUGCCAGACCUGCCUGGAAAAUUGAACGUGUACAUUGCUAGUAAAAAUUCCGAGUAUAACAUUGGCGAUCAGAUCAAUACCGAUGAUGCUGGAUUCUAUAUGAGACCAAAAUCUGCUUUAGUAUUACAAGGAAUUCUGAAAAAAGAAACUCCAUCACCGCAGAGUACAGGUGCGGCUUCAUCGAUAUCGCAAUUUUCACUUGUAUCAGUAUUAUUACUUUCCAGUAUACUCCGCCAUUUUGUCUGAUUUCUUCCACUCUCUCAAAUGAAUAAGCGAAAUUGAUUUUGCUUUUUAUUUUGUUGUAAAUAUUUUUCUUGAUGUUAUUGUUACCCAUUAUCGUUUAUUUUCGAUUACCUAUACCUAUUCGUUUUUACCUGACAUUUCUUUUAUUAAUUUACUUCCAGUGUGAUUUAUUAUUAGGUACCUAGAUAUUAUUAUUUCUUAUCUUGAAUUAUUAUUUUUAAGUCAUUAUAUUUUAUCGAUAACGUGAAUUUGUUGCAUUCCAGCAUAAGUUAAUGAAAUAUAUUUUAUGUAAAAAUAUUUUUG